Messenger RNA from Closterium sp. Yama58-4, 759 nucleotides. The record is from the annotation of a GenBank genome assembly. NCBI's taxonomy places the organism in Eukaryota, Viridiplantae, Streptophyta, Zygnematophyceae, Desmidiales, Closteriaceae.
AUGCCUCCAUAUCUGACUCCUGGCCGUAUAUCUGUCACAGGCCAGAACAUGAGCUACUCAAGCAGCCAGCCAGUUCUCCCGCCAGCAUCUGUGCUCACCAAGGGGACAGAACGGGAGACGAGGGGGAACUUCACCACAGCUCCAGUGACCCUGUUUGUGUUCGAGGCAGGGCAGGGGCUGUCAGGGUGUGGGCUGCAGCUGGCCUUCCAUGCCAACUUCACCUUCUCCCUCUCGCCUCAAUCGGGCCGCGUGGGCUUCAACGGCUUUGCCUUUGUUGUCUCGGCAACCGACCGGGUGGGGAGAGGCACCAGUGUGGGGUAUGGUGGAAUGGACAUGCGGAGUGUGGCAGUUGAGUUUGACACUCGGCAAGACAAGCAGCACGGAGACAUGAGCAGCCCGCAUGUGGGGCUGAACAUUCGAGGCGAGGACAAGUCGCUAGCCGCUGUGCCGUCACCAUUCCUUCUAAGCAGCAAGAAGGCAUACACGGCGUGGGUGGACUAUGAGCCGGGGGAUCCCGGCACCAUCCAGGUCUUCCUUGCUGACUCGAAGGAGAAGCCGCAGGAGGCGGUGCUGGAGAGGAGGCUGGCGCUGUGUGAGGUGCUGCAGGGUGGGGAGGAGCAGCACGCCUUCUUCUUUGGCUUUGUGGCCUCCACCACCGUGAAGCCAUUUCAAAAACACGUCAUUCUUGAAUCUACAGUGGACACAGGUCAGUAUAAGCAUGAACAGAUCGCGAGCUUGCUUUAUGCUCACUCCAUCUAG